Molecule: messenger RNA, 669 nt
Organism: Trichobilharzia regenti
Lineage: Eukaryota; Metazoa; Platyhelminthes; Trematoda; Strigeidida; Schistosomatidae
Source: the annotation of a GenBank genome assembly
GAAGUUGACUAAGAGUGGGUUUUGAAUCUGAUUAAAUUAAUUAGCCACAUCUGCAUAUAUGAUCAAAGUGAUGAUGAAUGAUAAUUUUAUUCGUCAGUGAUGGAGUUUACAUCCCCUUUGUAUACCUUAGCUGGUGUUCCUCAAGGUGUUGUUCUUUCUCCUUUUCUGUUUUCUUUUUUCUUACAUGACUUGCCUCAUUCUGAUGUAGCCACUUUUGUUAAGUAUGCUGAUGACCUCUCUGUUUCUAUGCCUGUCAACUCUCAGUCAGAUUGUUCCGAAUUAAAUAACUUUCUGUUAGAAAUUAGUCGGUGGUCCUCUUCAAACGGUCUUAAGCCAAAUCCGUCUAAAUUCCAGGUAGUCAAUUUCACUUUCGGGCGAAAACGUGACCUACAACAACUAGUUGGCUCACAUGGCCCCACUAUCAUUGACGGCAUAGAGGUUGAAAAUACAUCUAAUGUCAAGUAUCUUGGGCUGAGUUUUUCCACCGAUCUUUCCUAGUCCUUCCCACAUCUUGCUAGUUACUAGAAAGAUGUUUCGCUUAACGUUCUACAUUAGGAAAUUUAGGCACUUUUUGGCAUAAAGCAGUCUUUGCUUUCUGAGUUUGUCAAUUCUUGUAUUCUACCCAUCCCCCUUAUUGCAAUAUAUUGUAAUUCAUGCUGAAAAUUCCAU